Molecule: messenger RNA, 354 nt
Organism: Miscanthus lutarioriparius
Lineage: Eukaryota; Viridiplantae; Streptophyta; Magnoliopsida; Poales; Poaceae
Source: the annotation of a GenBank genome assembly
AUGGCGUCGUCAUCUUAUACCCUCUCCCUUCCACUCCUGCAGCUCCCGCGGUAUGCGUCGUCCGCUCGCCUUGGGCUGAGCGCUCUCAACCGGGCUUCGCCUUCCGCCCGCCUGAAGACAGCCAAAGACCUGCGGUCCGUCGCGGCCACAUCGUACCAGCACGAAGCAGCAGGGCACGGCGACAACAGCGGCAUCGCUGCGACGACCAGCGCGCUGCAUCUGGUGGCCGGUGAUGAUGCUGCGGCCGAGCUGAUGCGGGGGGCAGCGAGGGUGCGCGGUGGUGCGCCUCUUUCACCCAAGGGACGCCCCGACAAACCGAGGGAAGGCAGCGGCGGCAAGCCUUGCGCUACCUGA